UUAUAGUUGAUUUUAUUGCUACAAGAGGACGCUCGCAUUAGUGGCGAACGGAACACCGGAAGUAACGAAAAGGCUUACUACACUUUUGUAGAUUCAAGUUCCUUUUGGACCAAGACAACAUGGGUAUUUCUCGUGACCAUUGGCAUAAAAGGCGAGCAACUGGUGGCAAAAGGAAGCCCAUCCGUAAAAAGAGAAAGUUCGAAUUAGGACGGCCAGCUGCAAACACCAAGCUUGGAACUCAGCGUAUUCAUACGGUACGUACGCGAGGAGGUAAUAAGAAGUACAGAGCACUUCGUUUAGACACAGGAAAUUUUUCAUGGGGUUCGGAAUGUACUACAAGAAAAACACGUAUUAUCGACGUGGUUUACAAUGCGUCGAAUAACGAAUUGGUAAGAACAAAGACUCUAGUGAAGAAUGCAAUCGUCACUAUCGAUGCAACACCUUUCAGACAGUGGUACGAAAGUCACUAUGUUUUACCAUUGGGCAGAAAACGAGGUGCUAAAUUGACAGAAGCAGAGGAAGAAGUUUUGAAUAAGAAACGUUCGAAGAAAGCGGAAGCCAAGUAUAAAGUAAGGCAACGUUUCGCCAAAGUAGAACCUCCUCUGGAAGAACAAUUUGCUACGGGACGUGUACUUGCUUGUAUAGCAAGUAGACCAGGACAAUGUGGUCGUGCAGAUGGUUACAUACUCGAGGGAAAGGAACUUGAAUUUUAUAUGAGAAAGAUUAAAAGCAAAAAAGCUAAAUAAACAUGUAACUACAACAAGAAAAUAAAAAAAACAUCUGUAUAAAGCAGAAA
Hylaeus volcanicus is the source of this 796-nucleotide messenger RNA. RefSeq names its product 40S ribosomal protein S8 (gene RpS8). Gene Ontology annotation, molecular function: structural constituent of ribosome. Lineage: Eukaryota; Metazoa; Arthropoda; Insecta; Hymenoptera; Colletidae. Gene Ontology annotation, biological process: translation; maturation of SSU-rRNA from tricistronic rRNA transcript (SSU-rRNA, 5.8S rRNA, LSU-rRNA). Gene Ontology annotation, cellular component: ribosome; cytosolic small ribosomal subunit. The record is from RefSeq and is a predicted model, not a curated record. The transcript is spliced from 5 exons. Bases 120 to 746 code for a protein of 208 amino acids.